AUGAGUGAAGAUGAUGAUGAUGAUGUAGAAAUUGAAACAACAUCGCCAACGCCAAUAUCAUCUACGUCAUUGCCUCUAACAAAAAGAAAAAAAGGAGUUUUUCGUAGAGAUUGGUUAUCGAUUGAUCGAUACUCGUCGUGGUUACAAGAAGUAAAUCAUGAUUUAACAAAAGCUCGUUGUAAAACUUGUCUUAAAACGUUUUCUGUUCACUGUGAUGGAAAAUCAGCUGUUGAAAAACACGUGACUAGUUAUCUACAUAAAAAAUCAAUGAAAGCAUUCGAAAAUAAUUGUUCACUAGCACAAUUUGUAAUUCCAGAACGUGAAUUAGAUAAAAUUACAGCAGCUGAAUGUGUAUUUGUUUUUCAUGGUGUAAAACAUGGACACAGUUAUCGAUCCCAAGAAUGUACAAUUAAUUUAAUUCGCAACGCAUUUGAAUCAUCAUCAUUAGCAAAAUCGAUUUCAUGUGGUAGAACUAAAUCACGAGCAAUUGUAUGCAAUGUACUUGGUCCAUAUUUUACAAAUAAAGUUAUUGAUGAUUUAUUAAAAGCACAAUAUUAUUCAUUAUCUGUUGAUGCAUCAAACAAAGGAAACUGUAAGAUUUUUCCAUUUGCAGUUCAAUAUUUUUCUCCAACAGGUGUUCGUCGAGGAUUAAUCGAGUUUAUCAGUGAUCCACAUGAAGCAGCUGUUGAUAUAUUCAACAAUAUUUGUAAAAUUAUCGAUGAUAAUAAAUUACUAAUUGAAAACUUAACUAGUUAUGGUGCCGAUAACGCGAACGUCAAUUAUGGUGAACACCAUUUAGUUUUUCAAUUCUUAAAAUCGAAAGUACCUCAUCUACUGAAAGGUAAUUGUUUUUGUCAUGUAUUACACAAUGCGGUACACGCUGCACAUGAUGAAUUGCCAAUUGAUAUUGAAGCAAUUUUAUGUAAAUUGUACUCCUAUUUCUCGAGAUCAGCGAAACGAAUUGAAAGCUUGAAAAAAUACUUUGAAUUUGUACAAACUGAAUUCAGUGUUUUAUUGCAGCAUAUAAGAACAAGGUGGUUGAGUUUACUUCGAUCUAUUGAACGAUUACUUGAAAAUUUCGAACCACUAAAAUUGUUUUUCUUAAAUCAACAAGCAUCAACAGAUGCACAACGACUUUUACAAUCAUUUUUUAAUGAUAUACAAAAUCUUUGCAUUUUAUAUUUUUUACAAAAUAUUCUUUUUGAAAUUCAAAAAGCUGAAUUACAAUUACAACGAUCAUAUACAACAGCAGUUGAUCUUCAUUUUAUUAUUACCAAUUUGCUGAACAAGCUACAACAGAAAUUAUUCGAUAAAUAUUAUGGUAAUAAUACACGUUUGAUUUUAAAUAAAUUAAAAGAAAUAGAUGAAAAACAAUGUGAUAUAUUAAUUAAAACGUUUGAUUCAUUUAUUAAUCAAUGUUCAAUCAUUCAAAUUUCUUACAUGGAAAAUGUUGUUGACGUUUUAGAUAUGAUUCAUAUACGUGAUUUAGACGAAGAUAAAUUAUAUAGUGAAUUUUAUGAUGCGAAAUCUUUAUACGAUAAUCUGAAAACAAAAAGUAUUAAAUUACAUGAUCAAGUAAAAUCUUAUAUUUCCAGUAAAACAAAUGAAUUUUCUAUAUCAAAUGUUACAAAUCAAAAUUUUGUUCAUGGUAAUUCUGAUUCGGAAGAUGAAGAAACUGUUGCAUCAUCAUCAUCAUCAUCAAACGACACAAAUGAAGAUUUCAUUAGAUCUAAUGAGUUAUGGGCGUAUAUCUUGAAUACCAGUCCUAAUGAAACAGCGAAUUUAAAAAAAAUUAUUUGUUAUAUUUUUUCCAUCCCAUGUUCAAAUUCUUUUGUAGAGUCCAUUUUCAGCAAUAUGAAACACUGCUGGAACGAUUAUCGGAAUCGUAUGAAUACGGAACUAAUCAGCUCUGAACUCAAAAUACGAAUCAAUAGUAAUUAUUCUUGUAAUCAAUUCUAUAGACGUGUAUUAAGUGAACCACAAUUGUUAAAACAAAGUCGACAAAAUGCAAAAUAUUAA
Messenger RNA from Rotaria socialis, 2019 nucleotides. NCBI's taxonomy places the organism in Eukaryota, Metazoa, Rotifera, Eurotatoria, Philodinida, Philodinidae. The record is from the annotation of a GenBank genome assembly.